This is a messenger RNA of Danio rerio (zebrafish), 1960 nucleotides long. It is a transcript of the gene pebp1, whose product is annotated as phosphatidylethanolamine binding protein 1. Lineage: Eukaryota; Metazoa; Chordata; Actinopteri; Cypriniformes; Danionidae. The record is from RefSeq and is marked validated. Gene Ontology annotation, cellular component: cytoplasm.
GGCGUUUAUAUCUCUUAACCCUUCUUGCACAACAGCCGUGAGUCACCAUGCCUGUGGAUAUCAAUGAAUGGACAGGUUCUCUAGCGCUUACAGAGGUGGAGGAACCGCCAGCAAAGCCUCUCACUGUCAAAUAUGACUCUGUGGAGAUUGACUCGCUGGGAAAAGUGUGCACACCCACGCAGGUGCAGAAUCGGCCCACAUCUAUUGAAUGGGAAGGAUGUGACCCGAGUAAGCUCUACACGCUGGCCAUGACUGAUCCAGACGCACCCAGCCGAAAAGACCCCAAAUUUCGGGAAUGGCAUCACUUCCUUGUGGUCAACGUGAAAGGUAAUGACGUCUCCAGUGGAUGCGUCAUGUCAGACUAUGUUGGCGCAGGACCCCCGAAGGGAACUGGUCUCCAUCGUUACGUGUGGCUCGUUUAUGAGCAGUCGGGGAACAUCAGCUGCACUGAACGAGUCCUCACCAACCGCUCUGGAGACAACCGAGGAAAAUUCAAGAUCCAGAGCUUCCGCAAGAAAUACAGCCUCGGGGCUCCGCUCGCAGGCUCCUGCUUCCAGGCCGAGUGGGACAACUAUGUGCCCAAACUUUACGAACAGCUGGCUGGCAAAUAAAGACUGUUAAUUACAAUGUAUGUUAUCCUUUAGUCCAGUGAUUCUCAACCACGCUCCUGGAGAACCACCAACACUGCAUGUUUGGAUGUCUCCUUUGUUCAUCAAACCCAUCACAGGUCUUUCAGUCUCUGCUAAUGAGCUGAUGAUCUGAAUCAGGUGUUUGCUUAAGGAGACAGGAAAAUGUGCAGAGCUGGUGGUCCUCCAGGAACGUGGUUAGGAAAUACUGCUUUAGUCUGAAGAGCUCAACUCAAUACAGUUUCAGUAGUUUAAAGGGAUAGUUCACUCAAAACAGCUGAUUCUGUCGUUUAUUCUUUACUUUUUCCCAAAUGAGUUUUGUUUUCUUUAUUCUGGUGAAUACAAAAGAAGUUAUUUUGAAGAAAGUCGGAAAACAUUGACUUCCAUAGUAUUUGUUUUUUCCUGCUAUGGAUGUCAGUGUUUAUCAGUUUCCAGCAUUCUUCAAAAUAUCUUCUUCUGUGUUCAACAGAAGCCAGAAAUGAAGAUUUUGAAACAUCGUAGAGUGUGUACAUUUUCAUUUUUGAGUGAACUUUCUCUUUUAGGGUUGUCUCGAUACUGGAAUGUGGCACCAAUCAAUACUGAAAUUUGAAAAUUUCCCGCUAACAUUUGCGCGCUAUUGAGCAUGAUCUUAAACAGCGCUGAUUUGCCAUUGUGUUCACAUGCUCAACAGAAAACACUGUGAUUGGGCUUGAAGGUCAUCAGUUCAACGAACUCACCAGUGGUUUCUGCGUGUAACCACAAAUACAGGGACACUGGAGAAUUUUAAAGCAACGAUUCAUCAGCAGAUCGCUCGUAUGUCAGCUUAUAGAAAAACCAGCUAAUCUUUGCGCUUUGAAACACUCCAGUGUCCCUGUAUCCGUGGCCACUCUCAGUAAACAGCGGUGAGUUUGCUUAACUGAUGACCUUUAUGGCCAAUCACAGUCAUUUCUGUUGAGCAUGUGAAUGCAAUGGAAAAUCUGCGCUGUUUAAGAAUGCACUCAAAUUUUAGUUGGAAAAUAGACUUUUCAAAUUUCAGUAUUGAUUGGUACCGAACUCCAGUAUCGUGAUAACACUAAUCCCUUUAAAAAACAAUUAAUGAACUGUUUUUGUUUGGAUUUUUGCUUUAAAUGAAUUUCAGGUCUUAUUUUGCUUUGGUUGAAAUGGAAUUUAAUUUAACAAGUAACUUCAGUCUACACUUUCAUUCAUUGUCACUUUGCUUUGAUGCACUUAGACUGUCUUCAGUUAAAAAAAACGAGAUUUGUGUAAUCAUAGCUGCACUAUAAAAUACAGUAUCUCAAUAAUGGAAAAGACUCCAUUGAAAAAACUGGAUAAUAAAAGACAAUGUUACGACAAAA